Messenger RNA from Leguminivora glycinivorella, 1832 nucleotides. RefSeq names its product max-like protein X (gene bigmax). Gene Ontology annotation, biological process: regulation of transcription by RNA polymerase II. NCBI's taxonomy places the organism in Eukaryota, Metazoa, Arthropoda, Insecta, Lepidoptera, Tortricidae. Gene Ontology annotation, cellular component: nucleus. The record is from RefSeq and is a predicted model, not a curated record. The coding region runs from base 269 to 898 and encodes 209 amino acids. Gene Ontology annotation, molecular function: RNA polymerase II cis-regulatory region sequence-specific DNA binding; DNA-binding transcription factor activity, RNA polymerase II-specific; protein dimerization activity. The transcript is spliced from 5 exons.
GACAUUUGGUUCCCUAUAUUAUCACAUCACAUUUUAAUAUUUUAUUAAUUGCGUAAUAAUUUGCAUUGCUCGUAGCGUAGUUAACUUGAACUGCGUCUGAUAAAAAAAAUACUGAGUAAUUAAUAUAUAGACCAACAUUUAGUCGAGUGUAAUGGAGUGGUAUUUAUAACACGAAGGUUAAAUCAGAAAUCUUCGUGAUAAGUGAUAAUGGCUGUAACCGUAAACAAUAUUAAUUAAUUACCGUAUUUAAGAGAAAUAGUUGUCGACCAUGUAUCCUAGGUGCGGUAGUAGUGGUUCUAUCCAGAACAUGCACCAGACGCCGUCGUCGUCCAACCAUAAUUCAGACGACGACGACGACAGCGGGGAUAACAAAGCCUCCGCGCUCAGUUUUAAGGAGAGAAGAAGAGAGGCUCAUACUCAGGCCGAGCAGAAGAGACGCGAUGCCAUAAAGAAGGGCUACGACUCCCUGCAAGAGCUGGUGCCCACGUGCCAGCAGACUGAUGCUUCUGGCUACAAGCCGAGUAAAGCUGCAGUACUCCAAAAAUCAAUAGACUACAUACAAUACUUGCUGCAGCAGAGACGUCGACAAGAAGACGAACGUAACGCACUCCGGAAGGACGUAGUGGCACUGCGCAUCAUGCAAGCCAACUAUGAGCAGAUUGUGAAGGCACAGCACUCUGUGCCGGGGCACAAUGAGCAGCGGCUGACUGAUCAGGAUAAGUUUCAAGUUUUUCAGGGUAUAAUGGACAAGCUGUACGAGUCAUUCGAGUCAGUGCCGACGAAUAACUUCGCAGAGUUCUCUGCUGGUGUGUUCAACUGGUUGGAAGAAUAUUGCAAGCCGCAGAGUUUGCGGACCAUGGUGCACGGAGUGCUGAGAGAGCAAAGCUACACACCAUAGACUACAUAAGAACACACGAACCUUGCCACCGCCGCACAGUUAAAGUCUGUCAAGCCAUUUCCGUCACUAUAAGGUGGCAAAUUUAAAAAAUUAGGGGGGAAAGUUUAUCGUCCCAUGCAAAAAUUGAAUUUCGCGCCUUUUGACAAACUUGUUUGACUGACUAUACAAUCUAAACAGUUUCAAUAGAUAAGAUGCUCGAUUUGUACGAACGCAGAGUUUGCGGCUGGCUUGUUCAACUGGUUGGAAGAGUAUUGCAAGCCGCAAUUUUACCAUGGUGCAUUGAGUGCUGAGAGAGCAAAGCUACACACCAUAGACUAUUGAAACACGGCCCUAUAACCGCCCUACUUAUUGGAGUCGGUAUACUAACUUCGCAGAGUUUUCGGCUGGCUUGUUCAACUGGUUGGAAGAGUACCUACUGCAAGCCGAAGUCGCUAUGGACCAUGGUGCACUUCGUGAGCCACAACCGCCCAUGGCCGUAUAGAUACAGUCUACAGAGUCAAUAGAUAAGCUAUUUGAGUUGUAUGAUAACUUCGCAGAGUUCUCGGCCUCGCCGAGCAACUUUGUCGCCCGUGGGCGCGCACCCUAAAACAACCGGCCCUUCCGUAUAGCACUAUUUGUAAGUGCGAUAGGGACGGCCUGAUGUUUUAUCAUUUAUCGCGCGACCAUGCUUAUACGUCUGAUGAUGUGUCUUAUCCUUCUUACCUACCUAACUAUAUGAAUGGAAUUCUAAUAAUUGUGCUUAUAAUAUAAUGUGCCUUAGAUAGUUUAAUACAAUCUUAAUUUUUUAGCACCUGGACUGUACUACAAAUAAAAAAAAAUAUUAACUGUUCCCACAUUCAAUCUUAUGAUAUAUUAUGGUCUUAUUUGUGUUGUGAAUUAUGUGAGAAUAUUAUUGAGAAAUAUUUUUUUAUAUGAACUAUCACGGAAUCAAUUC